Molecule: messenger RNA, 1381 nt
Organism: Hippopotamus amphibius kiboko
Lineage: Eukaryota; Metazoa; Chordata; Mammalia; Artiodactyla; Hippopotamidae
Gene: ELOVL2
Product: ELOVL fatty acid elongase 2
Exons: 9
Coding region: 275-1165 (296 amino acids)
Biological process (GO): sphingolipid biosynthetic process; fatty acid elongation, polyunsaturated fatty acid; fatty acid elongation, monounsaturated fatty acid
Cellular component (GO): endoplasmic reticulum membrane; endoplasmic reticulum
Molecular function (GO): fatty acid elongase activity
Source: RefSeq, a predicted model, not a curated record
CCGCCCGCCCGCGCGCCUCUCCCCCUCCCGCCGCCCCGCUCGCGCCGCGGCGGGCGAAGCCCCGGCGACGGGAGGGGGCGGGGAGCGGCGGGCGCCCGAAACGGCCCUGCGGCUCAGAGCGCCGCGCGGGAAGCGGCACGAGCCCGAGGGGGUGGGGAGGCGCGGGCGGGCGUGGGCGCGGCGGGAGUAAGACGAGCGGGCGCGGCGGGAGCGCGGGGCAGAGGGACGCCGGCCACCCUGGACAGCGCACCGCCGGCCGCCCGGGCCGCCGACCAUGGAGCAUCUAAAGGCCUUUGAUGAUGAAAUCAAUGGAUUUUUGGACAAUAUGUUUGGACCUCGGGAUUCUCGAGUCAGAGGUUGGUUCAUGUUGGACUCCUACCUUCCUACCUUUUCUCUCACUGUCUUAUACCUCCUUUCGAUAUGGCUGGGCAACAAACACAUGAGGAACAGACCUGCUCUUUCCCUCAGGGGCAUCCUCACCUUGUAUAAUCUUGGAAUCACACUUCUCUCCGCGUACAUGCUGGCAGAGCUUCUUCUCUCCAGCUGGGAAGGAGGCUACAAUUUGCAGUGUCAGGAUCUUAGCAGCGCAGGGGAAGCCGAUAUCCGGGUAGCCAAGGUGUUAUGGUGGUACUACUUCUCCAAAUUAAUAGAGUUCCUGGACACAAUUUUUUUUGUGUUGCGGAAAAAAACCAGUCAGAUUACGUUUCUUCACGUAUACCAUCAUGCCUCUAUGUUUAACAUCUGGUGGUGCGUUUUGAACUGGAUACCUUGUGGGCAAAGUUUCUUUGGACCCACCCUGAACAGUUUCAUCCACAUCCUCAUGUACUCCUACUAUGGCCUUUCUGUGUUUCCAUCUAUGCACAAGUAUCUCUGGUGGAAGAAGUAUCUCACGCAGGCUCAGCUGGUGCAGUUCGUGCUCACCAUCACCCACACCCUGAGCGCCGUCGUGAGGCCCUGCGGCUUCCCCCUGGGCUGCCUCAUCUUCCAGUCCUCGUACAUGCUGACGCUGGUCAUCCUGUUCUUAAACUUCUACGUGCAGACAUACCGGAAAAAGCCAAUGAAGAAAGAUACGGAAGAGCCACCUGCAGGGAAAGAAGUUAAGAAUGGUUUUUCCAAAGCCUACUUCACUGCAACGAAUGGAGUAAUAAACAAGAAAGCACAAUAAAUGUCAAAGUUUCCCAGAGGCUACCUGAUGUGUGGUGUCACGAUGGAUUGAAAUCAGAAGCAGAUAUAAAGUCUUCUAUGAAAGAGAUUUGAAAAAACAUAAAACAAUACUACUCUUCUCAUAGUUCUUGAUUUGAAAAGUCCGGUUAUUUUUCAUAAAAAUUGUUAUUUACAUCAAGAUGUAAAGAUUUAUUACUGUUCUUUUUAAAUAAAUACA